AUUAGUCUCAAGUCCCAAUUUCCUCUUUUUAUUCUGGAAGCCCCAAAACCCCAAACCUCCUAAACCCCUGCAAUCCCACCAUCGCUGUGGCCGACCGCCGACCGCCGACCGCCGACCGCCGACCGCCACCAUGAAUUCAUCGUUCAACACCACUCCUAAUUUCGACAACCUCCUCCUCCAAUCCCUAAUGGGCAGACUCCAAAUCCGCCCUUCACCGCCUCCAAACCCUGCUUUGCUCUCCGCCAAAUCCCUCGAAGACCUCCUCCUCAACAACCUCCUCUCCGACCAAACAGACGACCCGGAUGAUGACGACGACGACGACGUCGAACCCUCCUACAAAUCCCAGCUCGCCAAAGAAGAAUCCAAGCUCGAGAAGGAGAUCAUCCGCACAAUCCACAGCGGCAACACCGACUCUCUCAAGCCCAAUUCCGGCCAGGCCGUCACAAUCGGCGAGCAUCACAUAUGCGUAGGGUUUCACGAGGACGAGGACUCGGAUUAUCGGGUCUGGGAGUGGCACGGCCAUAUCAUUCUGUUUGACGAUGAAAACGGGUACAAUCCUGAGUACAUAUAUGGGAAUUAUUUUGAGAGACUCACUGCUAAGCCGGCAAUGAAGAAGAAGCAGAGUGAAGAGAAGGAGGUGGAGAAGGUCGGGAAUAUGGGCUUGAAGGAGUUGAUAGAGUCGGCAGAGUCUAAUUCUGAGGCUCGGAUUCUUAGGAGGAAUAUCAAUGCCGGAUCUUCAAAUUUUAAAUCAGGUUCUAGUUGAGAAGUUUGCCAAGUGCUCAGCAAGCGUUCUUGCUCUAAGCUCACAUUGAGGUUGCUCUUUUCCCCUCAGCUGCAUGGUGAAGCGCCUUUUUGUUCAAAUGGCAUUUUCCAUAAUUUCUAAUUGAAUGGUAAGCAGAGUAUUGGGUUGUUGUCAUGGGCAGCUGAAACUGCACUUUAGCAGGUGUUCUGUACAACUUGAAGCCAAUGCUAUGAACUUUCAAUAAAGGUGUUAUUUGAUACAAACAAUGUUACAUGUCAGGUGGUUUUAUGCACAUUGUCAUCUAUGUAUAAUUUUUCAUAUUUUGCUGUUUGGCACCC
Messenger RNA from Ipomoea nil (Japanese morning glory), 1080 nucleotides. RefSeq lists its product as uncharacterized. The record is from RefSeq and is a predicted model, not a curated record. Lineage: Eukaryota; Viridiplantae; Streptophyta; Magnoliopsida; Solanales; Convolvulaceae. The coding region runs from base 131 to 763 and encodes 210 amino acids. The transcript is spliced from 2 exons.